GGAAAUCAUUUUUUUUUUUUAAAAAAUUGAAUUUUAAAUCAAUUAUACCAAAACCAAUUGCAUAAUGGGAAUAUUAUUUUUGUAUUACGAUCCCAUGAAUGAAUUUGGAAAAUACAAGUUGGUCAUGGCUCAUAAUAGGGACGAAACAAUGGAAAAACCUUCAGAACCGGCUGAUUUUUGGGAAAAUAAUUCUAACAUUAUCAGCGGAAGCGAUAUUUUUCCCCGCAAUGGACGCAAUUAUUCCACAGAUUCCACAUCCAAAAAGGGAACAUGUUUUGGGAUUGACUUAAGAGGUAGAGUUGGCGCUUUUUUGGAUAUCGAAAAUAAUUAUAAUAGGCAUAACAAAGGAAACGAUGAAUAUGCACUUGAACCCGGGAGUGCAGCAUUAAGAAAUUUUUUUGAUUUUACCUCGAAGUCGUCGUCUAAUCAAGACAUGCCACUCGAAAGCUACCAGGAUGCUCUCAAAAAUGCUCGAGACAAUUAUAAAAAUUACCAACCUUAUCAAAUGAUAACGGGACAAUGUGGAUCUUUCUACCACUCCCAGCUUCAGAAGCAAAAUUCAAAAAGAGUAUUAUCACGUAACGACGAUUCGGGAUUUUUAGUACAACAUUAUGAUGACAAAAGACCUAUUGACGAUGAAACUAACAAAGGUUGGCAUUUUGAUUACACAAAUACAUUAUUGAAUAUCAAGGAAGAAUUGAAGUCGGGAACCAUACACGCCUUUUGUAGUUCCCGACAAAAUCCACAUUCCGAUAAUCCAUCCAAAGAAUGGAGAAAAAUUUCAGAAGGCAAAUUUGAAUUUAUGAAUAUAAUACAGGAAUAUGGUAUGGAUUUGACUCAAUACAGUCAACUGGCUAAACGAAUACUGGAAUUGAUGAAAAAUCAAUAUUUUUUCCUUCCUGACAAAAAUCUUGAAAAUGAGCUAACGUCUUUAGACUACGAUUCGGAGGACAUAAAAAGCAAAAGUUCAUUAUUCAUUGCACCCAAUUAUAUUGGCGAUAAAAAAAGUGUUCCUCAAUAUCCCAAUUUAGAAGAAUACUAUGGUACCAGGAAUAUAAAUUUAUUACUCAUCGAUGCCAAUAAUAAUGUCGAUUUUCUUGAGAGUCUGCUAUACUAUCCAACAUGCCUUAAGAACCAAGUAUGGAAUUCUACUAAAUUUUCUUUUAACCUUAAAGUUGGUUCUCAUAUCCAUUAGGAGAAAAAAGUGAUUUAAUCGAUAUUUAA
Gordionus sp. m RMFG-2023 is the source of this 1224-nucleotide messenger RNA. RefSeq lists its product as uncharacterized. NCBI's taxonomy places the organism in Eukaryota, Metazoa, Nematomorpha, Gordioida, Chordodea, Parachordodidae. Gene Ontology annotation, biological process: Golgi organization; protein secretion. Gene Ontology annotation, cellular component: Golgi apparatus. The record is from RefSeq and is a predicted model, not a curated record. The coding region runs from base 65 to 1195 and encodes 376 amino acids. The transcript is spliced from 4 exons.